Messenger RNA from Conger conger (European conger), 4253 nucleotides. RefSeq names its product ubiquitin specific peptidase 38 (gene usp38). NCBI's taxonomy places the organism in Eukaryota, Metazoa, Chordata, Actinopteri, Anguilliformes, Congridae. The record is from RefSeq and is a predicted model, not a curated record. Gene Ontology annotation, cellular component: cytosol; nucleus. Gene Ontology annotation, molecular function: cysteine-type deubiquitinase activity; cysteine-type endopeptidase activity. Gene Ontology annotation, biological process: protein deubiquitination; ubiquitin-dependent protein catabolic process. The transcript has 11 exons. The coding region runs from base 183 to 3275 and encodes 1030 amino acids.
GGGGUCCUAAGUGACGCUUCUUGUCAGGUUUUUCAAUCAGCUGAUUCUGCUAAGAGUAAGCAACGUAAAUAUAACCGAUUAUUGACAUUUUUAUUGCCGUCUGAACUGAGCCUGUCGGCAUGUGCGGUCUUGAUGCGGUUUCACCUCCACACUGCACUACUGCUGUGCUGUAGACGUUCACCAUGGAUAAGAUUCUGGAGGCCCUGGUGAGCUCGUCUCACUCCGUGCCCGUGAAGAAGGCCAUCGUAAAGAAGGUUGUGGAAGCGGCCGAGAAGGAUGUAACCGAGGAGCAGUGCCAGGCUCUCUACAGCCUCACAGCCCGGCUCAUCCUCCUGGGAGAGGACACCUUCCAGAGGCAGGUGGGCUAUCAGGUCCUGGAGGCGUACGCCCGCUACCACCGCGCCGAGUUCGAGCGCUUCUGCACCAAGGAGUUCAUAACGGGCCUGCUGCAGCAGGGCUACGGCCCCCUGGACAGGAAGGACCCCGUGGUCAUCGAGUACAUCCACAGCUGCCUGCGGCUGCUCAUCAGCUGCCCGUCGGUGCUGGAGAUCUUUGGGGCGAUGCAGGUGGAGGUGCUGCGGACGGUGUGUGAGCGGCCCGAGCCAGCCCUCUGCGCGCGUCUCAGCGUCAUGCUGGCGGACUUUGUGCAGUGCAUCCCCAGGGACAAGUCUGCGGCGCUCUUCUGCCAGCAGCUGGUCCGGACUAUGGGCUACUUCCAGUGCGCCGCCACCCGGGAACUGGACCUGCGCGAGUACGUCUCUCAGGUCACCAAAGUGGGCGCUCUACUGCAGAACAUCUGGAAGGCAGAGCCCGCCACGCUCCUCCCCUCCCUGCAGGAGGUCUUUGCCAUCAUUUCUUCCACAGACCCUUCAUUUGACCCUUCCAUUGCACUAGCGAGUCUGGUGCAGCACAUACCCUUGCAGAUGAUAACGGUUCUCAUCAAGAGUCUCACCACAGACCAGAACGUGAAGGACGCCUGCAUGACUCAGGCGCUGUGCAGGAUGAUUGACUGGCUCUCUUGGCCUCUGGCCCAGUAUGUGGACACCUGGGUUAUCGCCCUGCUGAAGGGACUGGCAGCCGUGCAGAAAUUCACCAUCCUCAUAGACGUCACCCUUCUGAAGAUUGAGCUGGUAUUUAACCGGCUGUGGUACCCCAUAGUGAGGCAGGGAGCUCUGGCUGUUCUCUCCCACAUGCUGCUCAGUUUCCAGCACUCUCCAGAGGCCUUCCACCUGGUCGUUCCGCACGUGGUGACCCUGGUCCGGACACUGAAGAGCGACGGGCUCCCCACCAGCAAAGUGUUCCUGCUGCAGUUCACCGACCUCAUCCACUGCAUGAUGUACCAGUACUCCGGCUUCCCGGACCUCUACGACAGCAUUCUCGAAGCCAUAAAAGAGCUGCCUAAGCCCAGCGAGGAGAAGAUCAAACUGAUUCUGAACCAAAGUGCCUGGACGUCACAGUCUAACUCUCUGGCCCCCGGGCUCCUGAGGAUCACCGGGAAGUCGGAGACAGGCAAAACGGGCCUGAUUAACCUGGGCAACACAUGCUACAUGAACAGCAUCAUCCAGACCCUCUUCAUGGCCACAGAUUUUAGGCGAUCUGUACUGUCCUUGAAUCUCAAUGGCUCCAAUACACUAAUGAAGAAACUGCAGCUUCUGUUUGCCUUCCUAGCACACACUCAGAGAGCGGCGUACGCUCCCAGGAACUUUUUCGAGGCGUCAAGGCCACCUUGGUUCACUGCUGGAUCCCAGCAGGACUGUUCCGAAUACCUCCGCUUCCUGUUGGACAGGUUGCACGAAGAGGAGAAGACGAUCCAAGCGUUCAAGUUGGCGAAGCCGCCCCAGGCCAGCGCGGAGGCUAGCGCUAACGGCGGCGGGGCUCCGCACCCCCCGGACGACCCGGCGGAGGGCGACGAGGACCGGGAGACGCUCAUCGAAAAGAUGUUCGGCGGGAAGCUGUCAACAGGCAUCCGCUGCAUGCAGUGCGCCAGCGUGUCGGAGAAAGAGGAGCCCUUCUCCGACCUCUCCCUGGCCUUCUGCCCGUCCGCCACCACGCCACCACGCCACCUGGCCGAGGGGCCCCAGCCCGAGGGAGGUGCGGGCGGCGCCGACGGCAGCAAGGGCGGGGCCCACCAGGGGCCGGUCAGCGGGGGCAGCGAGGCCUUGGACGGGCCACUCAAGGAGAAGCAGGCGGGGCUAAACGGAGCAACUCCCCCCUCCGAGAGGCCCGCCCAUGACCCGCCGCUCUCGGUCCCCGACCUCAUAAACUACUUCCUGGCCCCGGAGAUCCUGGACGAGGACAACAAGUACUACUGCGAGAAGUGCGCCUCGCUGCAGCGGGCCGAGAAGACCAUGGAGGUGGUGGAGGCCCCGGAGUACCUCAUCCUCACCCUGCUGCGCUUCUCCUACGACGCCAAGUUCCACGUGCGCCGCAAGAUCCUGGACAACGUGUCCAUCCCGCUGGUGAUGCAGCUGCCCGUGCACCGGCGUGCCCUGGCCCCCUGCUCUCCCCCGCCCUCCCCCCUGCAGGUGGACUCGCCCGACAGCGGAGAGAACCUGGCCAAAAAACUCAAGCCCUCUGGGAAGGAGGAGGCCGGCGCGGGAGGGAGGCGGGCCCCGAGAGAGGAGGCCCCGCCCGUUCCCCCGCCCUCGGCCCGCGCUGUGCCGUACGUGCUGAGCUCGGUGGUGAUGCAUUCUGGGAUGUCAUCCGAAAGCGGGCACUACUACUGCUACGGCAGGAACGUGAGCGGUUCCGACGGGGGGGCGGCUCCGGGCCCGCGCCCCGCGCCGGGGCCCGAAUCCCCGAAGGGGGCGGAAGCUGACCUGCCCGUCUGCGGCUCCCUGUCCGGGCAGGGGGUGGAGCUGCUGAGCCAGCCCGCCAGGGAUUGGUUCCUCUUCAACGACAGCCGGGUGACGUUCACCUCGUUCCCCUCGGUGCAGAACGUCACCAGCAGGUUCCCCAAAGACACGGCGUACGUUCUGAUUUACAGGAAGCAGGAACUCCGGCCGCUCCCGGCAGGAAGUGGACCCAACGGUCUGAGGCUGAACUCCGAGCCUCCGCUGCAGAAGGAGCUCAUGGACGCCAUCACCAAGGACAACAAGCUCUUCCUGCAGGAACAGGAGCUGAAUGCUCGUGCACGAGCUCUCCAGGCUGCCUCCGCAUCCUGCUCCUUCAGACCCAACGGGUUCGACGACAACGACCCCCCGGGCAGCUGCGGGCCCUCCGGGGGGGGCGGGGGUGGGGGCGGCUUCAGCACCGUCAGCCGCCUGGUCUUCUAGAGAGGAGCGGUCACACACAGCGGUUACACACAGCUGCAACACUGGAGACGACGCAGACCAACCACGGUCCACCCAGGGAACGGGUGAAGGGACACUUUGAAAAAUACAUUUAAAAAAAGACACUACCUCUUGCCAUGCCAAGUGGUGGAUAUUCAAAGUACCUGCUGUUCUGUUGUGCAUGUACUUACAAAGAUGUGCUAAAUUUAAGUUUGACUUAUUUCUUUCUUCCUUUCUUUUCUUUUUACAAGACAAAACAUUUAGGCAAUUUUUUUAAAAUAUAUUCUCUUGCUCAUUGCCCAGCUGGACAGUAAUAAGACACAGAAAGCAUAUCUAAUGCAAUAAUUUUAUACUAGGAUGCAAUACACACUUUUCUGUUUUCAAGAAAUUGAUUCGAAUUGCUGCCAUUGUGCAUGAAAUCCAUAGAUAGAAAACAUUUUUAAACAACUUGAAAUGUACAUACAAAUUUUUUGGGGUCAAAAUGUGAUUAAGUGCUGGUAUAUACAAUUCUACAUUUUUAAAUUGCAUGCUGAAUGUUUAGAUUUAACUUUCCUAUAACAGGUUUUGGGUUAAUAUUAUUGCUGAAGAUUAUUGACAUUACUCAUUAAGUUAUUUUCCCGAUUCGGGGAACAGUUCAUUCAUUGUUCAUUUAAGAUUUUAUGUGCCUUUGUAAUAAUUUGUCCAGAUGUGACACUUUGAGAAUUGUCAUUUUUAUGGAUACUGAGAGGCAGUCGUGCUGUACAGGGUCCAUGUUUUGUGGAUCACACAACAUUUCCCAAUAGAAAAACUAAGUGAAGAGUGUUUUGUCAUCCCCCAAUGGUCUUGUUUUUAUUUAUGGUGUUUUGCAUACAUGUUCUCUGGCUUAUCCGUCCCUUAUCCCCAACCCAGCUAUUCACCAUUUGCCCACUGGGAGACAGACUUAUGACUGCUAACUCUAAUUUUUUUAGCAGAUGAUUAAAUAAUCUUUCUGAUAUACUGGAA